Molecule: messenger RNA, 2205 nt
Organism: Sardina pilchardus (European sardine)
Lineage: Eukaryota; Metazoa; Chordata; Actinopteri; Clupeiformes; Clupeidae
Product: rap1 GTPase-GDP dissociation stimulator 1
Exons: 14
Coding region: 335-2017 (560 amino acids)
Biological process (GO): positive regulation of GTPase activity
Cellular component (GO): cytosol
Molecular function (GO): protein binding; guanyl-nucleotide exchange factor activity
Source: RefSeq, a predicted model, not a curated record
AGGAGGAAGAGAGAGUGAGAGAGAGAGAGAGAGAAAGGGGAAUCACUGGCUGCUCAGCUGAUGCGGAGCUGUUGAUCUGAAUGCUGGAGCUAUAGCCUGGCCUUAAGCAGGGCUGCUCGCCGCUCGUUACUGAGUCUACGCUGACACACUCUCACACACACACACACACACUGACACAUACACCCCACCCCCACACAAACACACGCACGCACACACACACAAACUCCCUCCUCACACACACACACACAUACACACACACACACACACACACACACAGAGACAGCGGCGGAGAAAGACAGAGACAGACACUGGGAGACACCGUGGACCAGCAGCCAUGGCAGAUAUGGAGGCUCUGAGUGAGGCUCUGAAGGCCAUCAGUGUGAGCACAGAGGUCAUUGAUGAGGAGCUGAAGCCCCACCUGGACACACUGCUGAGCACCCUUCUGGAGAAGAAGGAGGGCGCUGCCCAGAAGAUCGCCUCCAGCGGCAUCCUACCCACGCUGGCCAACUCCAUCAGGAAGAAGGGCCCGCUCAUCUCCCAGGUCACCCUGGUCGUGGCCGAGAUGGCCAGGGAAGCUGGGGUGAGAGACAGCUGUAUUGAGGCGGGCCUGGUGUCUGCCCUUUUGCCACAUCUGAACAGCAAAGACGAGGAGCUUCUGCUGCACACGGGCAGGGCUAUCGGACGGAUCUGUUUCGAAAAUGCUACCCAGCAGGAUAAGCUGGUUGAGGGGGGAGUCAUUCCCAGACUGGUCACUAUCAUGAAGAUUUACCCAGAGAACGAUCCGCUGGUCAAUGUGUGCCUACUGGCUUUGUGCAACUUGGCUGAUAUGGACACUGCCCGAGAGGCUCUGGCGGAGGUGGGUGUUGCGGAGGUGCUGACUGCCCAGCUGAAGCGUGCCCCCGACGCCGAGAGACGCCACCUCAUACUGGAAAUACUGGGAUCGCUGGGAGAAAGCGAUGCGCUGAAGUUGCAGUUUGUGGAGGCUGGUGUGCCAGAGGUCCUGUCAGAGAUGAUCGGAGGUCUACAGGGAGGCUCUGACCCCCACGACCUCUGCAGCAUCAAAAUAGCUUCCAACCUCAUUGUGUCUCUCCUGCUGGGGGAUGAGUCUAUGCAGAAGUGCUUCGGCGAGGGCACGGGGAGCGUCUACAAGGACGUGCUCUCCUGGCUACAGUCUUCCAACACACAGCUGCAGCUGGCCGGAGCCCUGGCCAUCGCCAACUUUGCCAGGAACGACAGUAACUGCGUGAAGAUGCUGGAGCUGGGCGUGGUCCCUCACAUCCUGGACCUCAUGGAGAAGCAUGUGGACGAGGGGGACGUGUCUGUCCAGCACGCGGGCCUCAGCGCCCUCCGGAACCUGGCCAUCCCUGCCUCUAAUAAGGUGCGGAUGCUGGAGGACGGCGUGACGGAGAGGAUCCAGACCCUGCUGCGCUCGGACAUGCCCCCUGUCCAGUUCAAGCUGCUGGGCACCCUGCGCAUGAUGGUGGACGGCCAGGCGAAAGCCGCCACUGUGCUGGGGAAGGAUGAGGGCUUGCUGAAGCGGGUGAUGGAGUGGUGCGAGGCCAAGGAUCACGCAGGGGUCCGUGGAGAGGCCAACCGCCUGCUGGCCGCUCUCAUCUGGCACAGCCGAGACCAUGAGGUUAUCCACGCUGUUAUCAAUGCCCAGGGGAUGCAACACCUUAUCACCAUGGCAACCAGCGAACAUGUCAUCAUGCAGAACGAAGCUCUGGUUGCUUUGGCGAUUGCUUCGGCAAUAGAUAUUGACGCUGUGCAGGAGCCCUUUGCCGAGGCGGAGCUGCUGCCCACUCUGCAGAAGAUGCUGGAGGACCCGGUGGGGGCCGUGGAGGUCAAGUUCAGCACCAUGGGCCUCAUCUGCAGCCUGGCCAACUCCAGUAUGUUACGGGAGCAGAUGGAGAAGCUGAACCUGAAGGACAGCCUUACUCAGCUCUCCAGCCACACCAACACCAGGCUGGCCGCGCAGGCGGACACCGUGCUGGCCGUUCUGGCCGAGACCAGCUAAAGCGAGACCGGAGCCGCCGCCUCGUCGGACCACCAUAGACUAUUAGCACCACCGAGUGUGCCGCCGCCGCCACAGCCCCUGCCACUACCAACAGACUAACCGAAAAAAACCUGAGCUUCACACUCCAGUCCGACCGAAACCAAAACUCAAACGCGUGAUCUUCCAUCCCGGGCAGCAUCGAGACCAGA